Molecule: messenger RNA, 3081 nt
Organism: Anneissia japonica
Lineage: Eukaryota; Metazoa; Echinodermata; Crinoidea; Comatulida; Comatulidae
Product: serine/threonine-protein kinase TBK1-like
Exons: 19
Coding region: 227-2611 (794 amino acids)
Biological process (GO): peptidyl-serine phosphorylation
Cellular component (GO): cytoplasm
Molecular function (GO): ATP binding; protein serine/threonine kinase activity
Source: RefSeq, a predicted model, not a curated record
UCUGGUGGAAAAACUCUGUCUCUGGGAAAAACCAACGCCGCUAUAUCCGUUUCGAAUAAUAGUUUUGUUUCUAUUAAUAACGUAUCACCAGUGACACAAUUAAAAAUGAAAUACUUUUGAAAUUACGGUUUACGAAUGAAAUUUGUGUUUAGAUUAUUCCAUAUGUGUUACGAUUUUAGUUUGAAGCAAUCAGGAAAGUUUAAUUGACAGCUAAACAACUGACACAAUGAUAUCAAGUUCAAAACAGUACAUCUGGAGUGAGAAAGAUGUUCUGGGCUCAGGUGCAACCAGUACGGUGUACACAGGUAGAUCAAAGUCCAAAGGAAGCAAGGUUGCGGUGAAAGUAUUCAACAACUCAAGUUUCAUGAGGCCUGGCGAGGUGCAAGACAGAGAGUUUGAGGUUCUCAAGCAACUGAGACACAGAAAUGUUGUUCAACUUCUUGCAAUAGAUGUCGAUGAAAGAAGUCGGCAGCGGGUCAUCGUCAUGGAAUUGUGUAGUAAGGGCAGCUUGUAUACAAUGCUUGACCAACCACAAUCCAUCUUCGGGGUUCCAGAACAAGAGUACAAGAAGAUACUUGCUGAUAUUUGUUGUGGAAUGAAGUAUCUCAAACAAAAAGAAAUAGUACAUCGAGAUCUGAAGCCCGGAAAUAUAAUGGUCUUGGAAGACAAAGAUGGACAAAACGUGUACAAACUUGCAGACUUUGGAGCUGCAAGACAACUCGCAAAUGAUGAGAAUUUUGUUUCUUUGUAUGGAACAGAAGAGUAUCUGCACCCAGACAUGUAUGCCAGAGCUCUGUUGAGAGAGACACCACAGAAUGCAUUCACAUCUAAGGUUGACAUGUGGAGUCUUGGUGUUACAUUGUACCACGUUGCCACUGGACGUCUGCCCUUCAGACCUUAUGGUGGCCGCAGCAACAAGAAGACAAUGCAUUACUUGGCAACAAAAAAAGCAUCAGGGGUCAUAUGUGGAAUCCAAAAAGACUCUGUGGAUGGACCAAUCACAUGGGAGCGAGAGCUGCCCAAGUCCACCCAAAUGUCAAUCAUGUUCAAGAGGAUGCUGACCCCACUGCUGGCCGGUCUUCUUGAGUCUGACCCAAAGAAAAUGAUGUCUGCUGAAAGAUUUUUUGAAAAAGUGGACAGCAUCCUAAAUAUGGAGGUAUUUGAUGUCUUUGAUGUGCAGAAAGCACAGAUGUUGAAAAUAUAUCUUCACAAGGAUAACACAUUUGAACAUUUGAAAGAAAGCAUUCAGCAGUUGUCUGAUAUCGCAGUACCAGACCAAAUGAUACUAUACCAACAACAGAAUUAUAACCCAACAACUCCCUGCAAACAGUUUCCAAAUACAACAGAGAAAGAACCGAUGAUAUUGCUUCAGAAGACCCUGCAAGCUCCGUGGAGUGUCGCCCCUAGUUAUACACCGGACUUUCCAUCACUACCGUCAAAUUCACAUCCAGAUGCAGAUUAUUCAUAUUCAAAGAUGAGUGCUGGUGUGAUGUUUUAUAGGCAGCGAGCACUACAGAGCACGUUAAAUGCCCAGCAUGUGUUUGACAGUGCUGUUUAUUCCUUCAGAGUUGUAAUACGGGAACUCUUGCAAAGAGUUGAGAGAAGGAUGGCUGAUGUCGCAAGGUUUAAGGUGAAAGUAGUGACAAACUUAGAAGGCCUGAAGAACCAUUUGAAUUUUUUACACACACUAGAGGACAUUCUCCAAGUGACAAAAGAAGAGGGGCAGGGAAACAGCAUGGAGAUAUCAGAAAUUGAAGCCCUUGUCAUAGAGAUUCAAGAGGACUAUCAAACACAAACCACAAUCCUACAUGUCUUAGAUCAAGAACUUAAUGAAGACAAGCUUAAUUCCUUCCGCCUGGUAGAAAGUCUGUGUUGCGAUCCAGGACAAAGAUGUACUGAGCGAUUUCAAGUAGCUUUGAAUUUAGUCUUGGAAAGUCUAGAAAUAUUUAAGGCUAACAGACGUUCAAAGCAGCGAGAAAGUGUACAUAUUGUUAAUCUUGAAAAAUUACGAUUGAGAGAUUCCUGUGUAGAAGCUUGGAACCACCAGAGCGGACAUUGUGAAACAAAUUUAAAAAAUAUCCAUACAAAAUUCAAUGAUUGGUACAACAAAAUGUCGAUUCUUGGUAAGAUAGAAAAAAUAGAGGAGAAAGUGGAUUGGUUUAAAAUGAAAUAUGAUGAUUUACAGAAAAAUAUUGAAAAGGUGAUGGAAGAUCUGGAGAAGAAACAAGAUGUUUUAGUUUCAAAUUUUAAAAAUAUGACAGCAAAGGAAUCAAUGAAAAGCAAUUCUUCAGGUGGUUCAUCUGCAAGUCAACUUUCCUUAAUGAGUGAUUUUGAAGUCAUCAGCAGUCUGGUUGCUUCUAUCCCUGAGGAAGAAGUUGACCGACCCAAAGGUGGGCUACCUUUUCUGCAACAAACGAUAACCGGCAUUGGAAGAAAAAUACAAGUAAAGAAGGACAUAAAACAGCAGAUCAUCAAAGGGGAUCCAAAAGAGAAAGAAAAAGAUGAACUUGAUGAAUCAACAAAGUUAAUGGAAAAGUUUGAGCAGGAAUCUGCCUCUUUUUACACCAGGUUAAGUAGCACAUUCUCCUCUAAUGAAUGUCCUAAGCAAUAAAUAUCAGCUUGUGGCUAAGUACUUAAAAUGACCAAUUAUACUAUUGCUAUAGAAUUUCUUUGUACAUGUGUAGUAAUGUAAAGUAAUGUGUAAAUGGAAGUAACAGGAACAGAAGACUUAUUGUUAGCUUCAAAUGUGGACUAGCCUUAUCAGACUAAUCUUAUUGACUAUAAAUACUUUUUAAAAUUAUGAAUAGAUUUUACUACAGAAUAUCUGUAGUGUUAAUGAGGGAGACACAUAGACAGGAGAGUGGGUAAUACAGCAAAUCCAUUCAAACAUAAACUGUUAAGCUUGGCAUAUUUGCAUUAAAUUGAAUAUUUUUCAUUUUUUAGAUCAUUCUAUUUGCCAUAUUGGCAUUAUACUAUAUAUUUGCAUUAUAUUUACAUAUUUGCCAUGUUGGCAUUAUAUUACAUGUCUUAACGGUAUGUAUUAUAUUUUCAAUCGAUGUAUACACUGUAUUGCAUUGUGUA